Molecule: messenger RNA, 1500 nt
Organism: Salvelinus namaycush (lake trout)
Lineage: Eukaryota; Metazoa; Chordata; Actinopteri; Salmoniformes; Salmonidae
Product: oocyte zinc finger protein XlCOF22-like
Exons: 1
Biological process (GO): regulation of immune system process; negative regulation of transcription by RNA polymerase II; regulation of cytokine production
Source: RefSeq, a predicted model, not a curated record
AAGCCGUACUCCUGCUCUGACUGUGGAAAGAGUUUCUCUCAACUGGGCACCUUAAAACAACAUGAACGUAUACACACAGGAGAGAAGCCUUACUCCUGCUCUAAAUGUGGAAAGAGGUUCUCUGUACUGGACCACUUAAAAACACAUGAACGUAUACAUACGGGCGAGAAGCCUUACUCCUGCUCUGACUGUGUAAAAUGCUUCACAACAUCAACUGAGCUAAAAGUUCAUCAGAGAACACACACAGGAGAAAAGCCUUACUCCUGCUCUGAUUGUGUAAAAUGCUUCACAACAUCAACUAGGCUAAAAGUUCAUCAGAGAACACACACAGGAGAGAAACCUUACUUCUGUUCUGACUGUGCGGUGAGUUUCUCCCUACUGGGCCACUUAAAACGACAUGCACGGAUACACACAGGAGAGAAGCCUUACUCCUGCUCUGACUGUGGAAAGAGUUUCUCUCUACUGGGCCACUUAAAACGACAUGAACGUAUACACACAGGAGAGAAGCCUUACUCCUGCUCUGACUGUGGAAAGAGUUUCUCUCUACUGGGCCACUUAAAAAGACACCAACAUAUACAUAAGGGAGAGAAGCCUUACUCCUGCUCUGACUGUGGAAAGAGUUUCUCUCGACUGGGCCGCUUAAAAACACAUGAACAUAUACAUACAGGAGAGAAGACUUACUCCUGCUCUGAUUGUGUAAAAUGCUUCACAACAUCAACUGGGCUAAAAGUUCAUCAGAGAACACACACAAAAGUUAAGCUUUACUCCUCUUUUGACUAUGGGAAGAGUCUCAACUGAACGACUUAAACAACAUGAACAUAUACACAGGAGAGAAUCUUUUCUCCUGCUCUGACUGUGGAAAGAGUUUCUCUCUACUGGGCCACUUAAAAAGACACCAAGGUAAACAUAAAGGAAUUGAAUUGGAUCAAAUGAAUAAAGUGUAGAACACUCUAUUGUAAUCCUAUUGUUUCUCACUGUGAGAGAACUGUGCAGAGGAAAGGGAGCGUUAUAGAAUGUUAGCCUCUCUUUACUUUACUGAUCAGUGUGCACCUGGUCAGUUUUGGUGUUUUGUUAGCUUCUACUGUAGAGAUAUUGAGAUGACGUUGUAUUUGCCCUAAGGGUUGAAUAUCCUGUGAAGUGUCUCACAAUGGAUUCUGAUGGUUGACUGGGUGGUACUGCUUCCCUCUGCAGUUUUCUGUGGGAAUGAGCUAGUAGACACAACCUACACUGAGUGUACAAAACAUUAAGGACACCUGCUCUUUCCAUGAGAUAGACUGACCAGGUGAAAGCUAUGAUCCUUAAUGAUGUAGUUUUUUGUGUAUUUAUUAUGGAUCCUCAUUAGCCUUCAGCAAAAAUCAACAAACUGCGGUUGCAGUGGGCUAAGAAAUGAAAACACUGGACACUAGAAAAUUGGAAAACUGUUUUCUGGUCUGAUGAAUCCCUGUUCCUGCUGUUUCACGCUGAUGGGAGGACUAGGGUAUGGAGGAAACCACUGCAUCC